Molecule: messenger RNA, 1019 nt
Organism: Alosa sapidissima (American shad)
Lineage: Eukaryota; Metazoa; Chordata; Actinopteri; Clupeiformes; Clupeidae
Gene: cd276
Product: CD276 molecule
Exons: 5
Coding region: 297-1019 (240 amino acids)
Source: RefSeq, a predicted model, not a curated record
UGAACUAGGAGUGGUUUAUACCUUACCUCUGGAACUAAACACGGCUAACUAAUGUAAACGGUGCUAGGCUGCUUUGCAAUAACUACUUUCAAACACUUUUUAAAACGAUUUCACAGAUAUAGCUACGAGGUUGCUGUGCCAGUUUAAGGAAACGAAGAGGAAUGCAUAUAGUGCCGUAGGUCUUUGGAAGCGUUUGUUUGGAUCAAAUCUACGCAAAAGGGGUCUAUAGAUAAGAGUGGAUUCUGUUAUUUUGGCAUGUGCUGAGUUGCUGAAACGUUGAGACUCCUGUUGCUGCCAUGCUGCUGUCCCUCCUGCUGUCGUCUCUCCUGGUCGCACACACACUGGCCAAGCUGGACCUGGUCAUCCCCGAGCUGCCGGUGGUGGCCAUGUUCGGCCGUGACGUGGUGCUCAACUGUUCCUUCGAGGGCGAACGCGCCUCGGCCAACCUGAGCGAGCUGAGUGUGUUCUGGCAGCUGACCGACACCAAGCGCUCAGUGCACGCCUUCACGGCCGGUGCAAAUCAGCUCAUGGACCAGAGCCCGGCCUUCGCCAACCGGACCAGCCUGUUCGGGCGUGACGCGCUGGCGGAAGGCAACGCCUCGCUGCUGCUGCGGAGGGUGCGCGUGGACGAUGAGGGCAGCUACACCUGCUUUGUGCGUGUGCAGGACUACGCCUCGGCCGCCAUGCUGCUGCAGGUCGCAGCCCCCUAUUCCAAACCGGUGGUGACGCUGUCGCCAGAAAACGGCCUGCGUCCGGGCGACGAGGUGGCCCUGACGUGCACGGCGUACAGUGGCUACCCGGAGGCCGAAGUGGUGUGGCAGGACGGUGCCGGACACAACCUGACCGACAAUGUGACCAUCUCGCAGGUGGCCAACGAGGUGGGCCUCUUCAGCGUCCGCAGCGUUGUCACGGUGACGCUGGAACCUGACAGCACCUACUACUGCCGCCUCACCAACACGCUGCUGGGAGACGAAGGACACGCGUCCGUCAGCAUCACAGCCCCUGUGAAAGGAGGGUGA